Oncorhynchus kisutch (coho salmon) is the source of this 3457-nucleotide messenger RNA. Its product is annotated as ceramide transfer protein-like. NCBI's taxonomy places the organism in Eukaryota, Metazoa, Chordata, Actinopteri, Salmoniformes, Salmonidae. Gene Ontology annotation, molecular function: lipid binding. The transcript is spliced from 17 exons. The coding region runs from base 539 to 2329 and encodes 596 amino acids. The record is from RefSeq and is a predicted model, not a curated record. Gene Ontology annotation, biological process: ER to Golgi ceramide transport.
UACCGAACAACCACAGGCGGAGGCAAACAGGUUUGGUUCGUCCCGUUCAUGACAGCGCACUACAGAUUCGCGGGGAGGCUAGCUACCGUACUGUUAGUUCUCGGAGUCUGAGGGCGUCUCUGAAAUGAUUUACCAUGUGUAUUUGAUCGUAGAGGAUAUGGCGCAUUUAAACAGAAGGACUAUAUUGACUGCUGCGUUUUGACUGGAUUGCUAGCCAGCUAACUAGCUUUAGCUAAAUGCAUUGCAUUUGCUUCUAGCUAACUUGAGAUAGCAAACGUUGUCGUGUUGCUAUCGAAACACAUAGCCCGCAAGAAGUUGUGGAUUUAACGCUACGUUAGUUAGCUAACCAUGCAAUUAUUGCAUGCCAGAGACAAUCAGGAGUGGCUUGCUUAGUUAUACUGUCUCAUGUUUUUCUACAACGUUUGCCCUCUAACCGAUUUGGCAACACUCGCUAGGCCAAGUCUUAUCAAUUGGUGUAUUUUAAUUUGCUCGUGGUAAACGCUAUCCUCUAGGUAACUACCAACAACUUGGUUGUUAAAUGUCGGAGAAGAGUUCGAACUCGUCGGGCUCAGAUGAAGAUGUGGAUCCCGAAUCUGGGCAGCCUGUUGAACUCGGUGGCGUCCUAAGCAAGUGGACCAACUACAUUCACGGAUGGCAGGACCGGUGGGUAGUGUUGAAGAACAACACUCUGAGCUACUAUAAGUCAGAGGAUGAGCGGGAGUACGGCUGCAGGGGCUCUCUGUGUCUCAGCAAAGCUAUCAUCACUCCCCACGAGUUUGACGAGUGUCGUUUUGACAUUAGUGUGAACGACAGUGUGUGGUACCUACGGGCAGAGGAUCCAGAGCACCGGCUCCAAUGGAUUGACUCCAUCGAACUACACAAGGCGGAGUCGGGGUAUGGUUCAGAGUCCAGUCUGAGGCGUCAUGGCUCCAUGCUGUCUCUCACCUCUGCUGCCAGCGGCUUCUCUGCCACCUCCACUUCCUCCUUCAAGGGCCACAGCCUGCCGGAGAAGCUGGCGGAGAUGGAGACGUUCAGAGACAUCCUCUGCAGACAGGUGGACACGCUGCAGAAGUACUUUGAUAGCUGCGCAGAUGGAGUCUCCAAGGACGAGUUCCAGAGAGACAGAGUGGUGGAGGAGGAUGAAGACGACUUUCCCUCGAGCACACGGCCCGAUGGCGACUGCCUUUACAACAACGGCAGCAAAGAGAAGCUGUUUCCCGCUGCUAAUCCUAAGGGCAUGAAUGGGAUCGACUUUAAGGGUGAGGCCAUCACGUUUAAGGCCACUACAGCUGGGAUCCUGUCCACCCUCUCCCACUGCAUCGAACUCAUGGUGAAGAGAGAGGACAGCUGGCAGAAGAGACUUGACAAGGAGCUGGAGAAGAGGAGAAGGGUAGAGGAUGCCUACAAGUCGGCCUUGAGUGAACUGAAGAAGAAAUCUCACUAUGGAGGCCCCGACUACGAGGAGGGUCCUAAUAGCCUCAUAAAGGAGGAUGAGUUCUUUGAUGCGGUGGAAGCUGCCCUGGACAGACAAGACAAGAUAGAGGAGCAGUGUCAGUCAGACAAGGUGAGGAAACCCAGACUGACCCCAGUCCCUCCUGGAGACACAUACUCCACCAUCGGAACCCACCGCUUCGCCGAACAGGUGGAGGAGGUGGUCCAGAAUCACAUGACAUACUCCCUGCAGGACAUGGGUGGAGACGCCAACUGGCAGCUGGUGGUGGAGGAGGGUGAGAUGAAGGUGUACAGGAGAGAGGUGGAGGAGAACGGCAUCGUCCUGGACCCUCUGAAGGCCACCCAUGCAGUGAAGGGUGUGACAGGACAUGAGUUAUGCCACUACUUCUGGGACACGGACGUACGCAACGACUGGGAGACCACUAUUGAAAACUUCAACGUGGUGGAGACGCUCUCAGACAAUGCUGUUAUAGUCUACCAGACACACAAGAGAGUAUGGCCCGCCUCUCAGAGGGACGUUCUCUACCUAUCCGCUAUCAGGAAGAUUCUGGCAACCAAUGAGAGUGACCCAGACACGUGGCUGGUCUGCAACUUCUCUGUGGAUCAUAACAACGCCCAGCCCACCAACCGGUGUGUCCGUGCGAAGAUCAACGUGGCCAUGAUCUGCCAGACCCUUGUGAGCCCUCCAGAGGGCAACAAAGAGAUCAGCAGGGACAACAUCCUCUGUAAGAUCACCUACGUGGCCAACGUGAAUCCUGGAGGCUGGGCCCCUGCCUCAGUCCUCAGAGCUGUGGCCAAGAGGGAGUACCCCAAGUUCCUCAAACGCUUCACCGGCUACGUCCAGGAGAAGACCAGUGGGAAACCCAUCCUCUUUUAAACCUCUACAGGCGGGAACACAUUUAAUCCUGAAGAGACAUGGCUACAUUUACGAUCAUUCAAGGGGCUCCCACAGACUACAUUACCCAUUCAUCCGUCUACCAGAAUGUCUCCAAACUAUAUUACCCAUGAUGAAAUAUCUGUAUCAAAUGACUAGAAACUGGUUUAGGGCUUUAUUCUACCAGUAGUUGCUAGCCACCUGAGACACAAAAACAACCAAACAUCAAACUGUCCAUGGAUAUGUAUUUGUAUAUAAAUUCAAGAAUUUCUAUGGCAAUAUUUUGAACCAAUUCUUUGCUUUUUGUAAAUUGUUUUGUACAUUUCCAAUUAUACUUUGUUUGCAUUAACCACUGAUUGUUUUCAUGCUGCUAAUUUUACUACAAAAAGAAUGCAAGUAGACAGACGGAGAGCAGUGUGUUGAGUUUGGCUAGCCUUCGUCUUGUCCUCUCCUAGUGAUGACCUGCCCUGGAGUCAAGCUUUGUACACCAUUAUACAGUAGCUGUAAAGGAUUGUAAUGUUAAGGGAUUGAAAGUAAAGGAUGUUGGCAAACUGGAAUUGGAAGAACUACAUAACUCGCCUGUUUUCAAAGUAAGGUGACCUUUAUGACAACGAACUGAAUGUAUGGUAUAGAUGGAUGUCAUUUGUUGAAUGUGACCCAUAAACACUAAGGUAUCAAUUGUUGGUAUCCACUGUCGAGUUUGCUGCCCCCCGUAACAUAUCUACCACAGCAUUGGGUGUUCAAAUGGACCACUUCAAAGGCUUUGAGGAGACGGGGUGGCCAUUUUUUUUCACAUCCCUCGUUAACCCGUCAUGCCUUAAACGCCAGGAUGAGCCCUGGAAGAAGUCUGUUAGAGUAUCAUACGACCAGAGACGCUACACUGGGGUCAGCAUUUCACAGGAUUUCUUACCUCAUUUUUGUCAGAAUCCUCCACUCAGCUUGAGGGGUCAUAGAAUCCAUGGGGAACAACAUUGCCAUGAUGAUCAGAGGAGUGACAUCAGCUGAAGAAUGCAUUAAGCCUUUAAUUUUGUCUGAGGAAUUGACACGCUUUGUAUAUUUCUGUUGUAUGUCUGAAGUGUUAUCAUUUGGGCAAUGUUCUGUAAAUUAAAAUUGUUACACUACAGAAAUGAA